AUGCAGACCAUGCCGCCCCGAGCAUCGCUGACCAGCUCGUUCUCCGUCACCGACGCCAACAACGAGGUGGUUUGUCCCCUCAAGAACAACGAUGGCUCCAAUUGUCGGAAGAGAUGCCUGGGCGAGAAGCGCUACCGCUCCAUGCAGGAGCACAUCCGACGAGCCCACCCCAAUCACUACAUCCCGAAGCUCCCGGCCACCGAGGAGAGCUUUAUCCUGAUGGUGACCACUCCUCCGGACCAGCGGGCGCACCUCUCUCCCCCCAAUCAGGCCCCCUCUCGGCGACGCAAUGAUCUCGCGGAUCGGGAUAUCUACGUCGCGGACGCUAGCUCCCCGGCCACCCCGCGGGGCAUCGACGAGGCGCACCCCGCCGCCGCAACAGCGGCCGUCGCAUUGGCCCAAUUGCACCAUAAUCGUUUGGCUUCGGACUGGGACACGGACAUGGAAACCCAUUCGGAUAACGACCAGGACCGACUGCGAUCGAUUGAACUCCCCUCCCUGAGGGACCACUUCAAGCAAGAGUCGCUCCCGCCAUUCUCGUCCCCUCGCCCGCGGGAGCUUCUGCCUUCAAUCUUGACGCACUCGCCGCCCGGUCGCUCUUCGACUCUGCCUCCUAUCCAGCGUAGAGACAAGCUCCCCCGUCCUCGCAAGUCUUCCAUCUCCGGAGCACGCAAGCCGAAACAUGAACGGACCAAAUCGAAGGAAUACGGUCGGCGCCCCAGUCUAGGUGAGCGCAAGGCACUGUCCGCGGAGCCCCAAACCGCGGCAUGGGCACAGGGCAAGCGUUGGGAAGAUCUGAUUGAAGCAGCCACAUCGGCCACGGAAGUAGAUGACGACCACCAGUCGGAUGUCGGCCGGUCGCCUACCAUGCCACCAUUGAUUUCCAACAUCACGUCGGCCCCUCUGGUGGGACACAACCGCUCGUCCCUGCCCCCGGCUUUCCAGCACUCGUCCGGGCUGCCCCCUCCCGCCUCCCACCGGCCGCCGUUCCCGCCUCACUCGUAUACGGCGUCGCCCCUGCACAAGUCGCUGACUCCGCCGCCGUUUGACACCGCCCGCAGUCGCGACAGUGAUUUGGAGCCAUUCCCGUCCAUUGAAUCGUCCAUCGAUUCCGCGUCGUCGGCCUCCGGGAAGACCUACGCAUUCUCGAGCCAUCUCGGCCAUUCCAACCAUGAGUCGAGCCCCGUGUUGAAUUUGUUCCCCGCGUCUGCGUCCCAGCGCCAGCAUCAUCGGUUUUCUAAUCCCACUCCCGCAUCGUACCGCAGCAAGGAAAUCCAGAUCUACUGUGCCAGCUGCAAGCGGCCGUCGGCGUUGAGUGAGUGCUAUGCCUGUACAGAAUGUAUAUGUGGAGUGUGUCGGGAGUGUGUGGGCAUGUUCAUCAGCAGCCCCCCUGCCUCGUUCCGCAACGUGACAUCGAGCCCUGGCAGCGCGAUGUCGCACGGUCCGACCGGCUAUCCCACGCGGGGCUGCCCUCGCUGCCGCACUGUAGGUGGGAAGUGGAAAGCUUUCCAGCUCGACUUCAGGUGA
This is a messenger RNA of Aspergillus heteromorphus CBS 117.55, 1527 nucleotides long. It is a transcript of the gene rfeD, whose product is annotated as putative transcription factor RfeD. The record is from RefSeq and is a predicted model, not a curated record. NCBI's taxonomy places the organism in Eukaryota, Fungi, Ascomycota, Eurotiomycetes, Eurotiales, Aspergillaceae. The coding region runs from base 1 to 1527 and encodes 508 amino acids. The transcript has 5 exons.